Messenger RNA from Phytophthora nicotianae INRA-310, 1302 nucleotides. RefSeq lists its product as hypothetical. Gene Ontology annotation, molecular function: metal ion binding; acid phosphatase activity. The record is from RefSeq and is a predicted model, not a curated record. NCBI's taxonomy places the organism in Eukaryota, Oomycota, Peronosporomycetes, Peronosporales, Peronosporaceae. The coding region runs from base 1 to 1302 and encodes 433 amino acids. The transcript has a single exon.
AUGACAGUGUCGUGGGCAACAUUCGAGGACGUGAGCGAUAGUUCCGUCUGGGUCGGGAGCUCAGAGGAUUCGCUGGAAUUGGUCGAUACACCUGUAUCUAGUGAUAGCUACUACAGCGACGAUGAGUACAAUUUGUUCCACCACCACGCGACGAUUACAGGUCUUAAACCGCGUACUAAAUAUUUCUACAAGGUCGGCAGCAGAGGCGACGAGAAGUACACAAGCGAUGUAAGUUCAUUCAUCACAGCACGACCUGCAACGGACGAUAGUUCUUUCAACGUGUUGAUCUACGGCGAUCUCGGGGACGGCGAGAACUCGGUUGAUACCAUCGCUGCCGUCAACAAGCUGACGUCCGAUGACAUCGAUCUUCUCUACCAUAUCGGCGACAUCUCGUACGCUGACAACGACUUCUUGGAGGUGAAACAAGCUGCUGGUUUCUUCUAUGAAGAAGUUUACAACAAGUGGAUGAACUCGUUGAUGCCUCUGAUGAGUAGUGUCCCGUACAUGGUUUUGGUUGGGAACCACGAGGCCGAAUGCCACUCACCGAGGUGUCAAGCCUCUCGCACGAAGAGCAAAGCGUUGGGAAACUAUACGGCGUAUAACACACGGUUCAAAAUGCCAUACGAGGAGAGUGGUGGGACAUUGAACAUGUGGCAUUCCUUUGACCAUGGUCCAAUUCACUUUACUUCGGUAUCGUCAGAGUCCGAUUAUCCAGAUGCACCAGCGAACGUAUUUACUGCAUGGACCGAUAAUGGUAAAUUUGGCGACCAAUUGAGUUGGAUCGAAGCAGAUCUCAAGAAGGCAGAAGCCAACCGAGCGAAUGUACCGUGGAUUUUCGUUGGCAUGCACCGUCCGAUCUAUAGCGUCCUCAAUUCUGAAAACGACGUUCCCAUCGACCACACUGCAAAGAUUCAGGCAGCAUUUGAAGAUCUAUUACUCAAAUACAAGGUUGACGUGGUGCUGACAGGCCACAAGCACUACUAUGAACGGCAUUUGCCGAUCGCGAAUAACAAGGCUAUACUGGACGGCGUUUCUAAAGACUACAAGGUGUACGACAACCCUCAAGCCCCGGUACAUAUCCUAACGGGUGGAGCUGGUCAGUCCGAGGGACUAUCCUUCUCACCGACGCACACUGCGUCGUGGAACGCCGUGUCGGACUAUGAACAUUUUGGGUACUCGAUGUUGAAGGCGAAUCGCACGACGCUGGUAUGGGAGUAUAUUUUGAGCUCGGGCCAGACCGUUCAAGAUGAAUUUGUGAUGCACAAGACCGACCCAACCCAGUCCGACGUUACUAGUAGCUAG